AAUAGAAAGUAAAAUCUAAUAGGCUCUAUAUUCAGAUUCAAGUCAUAUCAACAUAGAUAAAGGUUGAUGGCAUAUGACGAGUACAAUAUAGCGACAAAUUUUGAUACUAUAUAAGAAAAUGUCAUAUAACGGAAUAGGGUUGCAAACUGCCAGAGGAUCGGGGACAUCUGGUAGAGUUCAAAAGAACUUAACUACAUCAAAAGGCUCAUCAAAAGGUCAUUAUGAAUCUCGAAAACAGAAGAAAGUAUUAGAUAAAGUAAAAGAGGCAAAGAUCGAAAAUGAUAUAAAUAAGGAAAAGGCUAAGCAUGAUAUCUUACAACAUAAUUACAAACGAGAAAUCGAUUUAAAGUGUGCUGAGCUAAGGGACAAGCUAGAGGAUGAAAGUGAAGAUGAAGAAACCAUAUUAGUCAAGUUAGAUGAAUUGCGUAAGAAGUUAACGCUGAAAUUGCUAACUACAAAGACUAAAGAAAAUUCCAUAGAAAAACCAGAAAUGGAUGAAAAGGUUAAUAAGUCAGAAUCAGCUACAUAUGCUCCACGAUAUCCAAAAUUAAAUAAAGAUAAGAGGAGUGUACGAUGAACUUUGUAUUUAAUAGAUUUAUAUAUAGAUA
Scheffersomyces coipomensis is the source of this 608-nucleotide messenger RNA. RefSeq names its product U2-type spliceosomal complex subunit. Bases 119 to 577 code for a protein of 152 amino acids. The transcript has a single exon. Lineage: Eukaryota; Fungi; Ascomycota; Pichiomycetes; Serinales; Debaryomycetaceae. The record is from RefSeq and is a predicted model, not a curated record.